CAACAAACGUGAUACAGGUGUGUUAUCAUUAUUAUAAUACCUAUCACUGUCUGUAGGGAAUUUUUGUUCUCUAUUUCAAAAUGGUACAAAUAUCACGUAAAGGCAGAUGCGCUGCAAAAUUUUUUAAUUACACUAAAACUGUAAAUUUGACAAAUUGGAUUCAAGAUAUUCGUUGCAAGAAAAUGUCUUUUAAAAGACAAAAAGGAAGAGAUUUACGAGUAGUAGCUGUAUUAACGACUGCUCUUACGAGGGCAGAAGAUGCCUUGAGGCAGAAACAAAGGGAACGCGCUAUCAAGUGGGCACAAUUACGCCGUGCUCUUAAUGAACGCACAGCGCAUGAAGAUUCACAGGAACGAAAGAAAAUCGACGAACUUUGGCAAUCUGAUCUAAAUGGCCUUGCUAAUUUUAUGAGCGAUUUGAAACAAGUGAAAACGCCAGUUGUUCGAUAAUCAAAAGUUCAAUUUUUAGAACUUUUUACGUUAUAUUUAUAAGUUAAUUUUAUUUAUGUACAAAAAUGCCAACCCUGGCAGGCAAUUAUUAGAUUUAGAUUUUUUUCUGUGAUAUUUGUUGAAUAAGGAAUUUCAUUUACAGUACC
Molecule: messenger RNA, 595 nt
Organism: Ctenocephalides felis (cat flea)
Lineage: Eukaryota; Metazoa; Arthropoda; Insecta; Siphonaptera; Pulicidae
Exons: 1
Coding region: 81-449 (122 amino acids)
Source: RefSeq, a predicted model, not a curated record